Messenger RNA from Emys orbicularis (European pond turtle), 1314 nucleotides. Its product is annotated as sialidase-3-like. The record is from RefSeq and is a predicted model, not a curated record. Bases 22 to 1314 code for a protein of 430 amino acids. NCBI's taxonomy places the organism in Eukaryota, Metazoa, Chordata, Testudines, Emydidae. The transcript has 2 exons. Gene Ontology annotation, molecular function: exo-alpha-sialidase activity. Gene Ontology annotation, cellular component: cytoplasm; membrane; intracellular membrane-bounded organelle. Gene Ontology annotation, biological process: ganglioside catabolic process; oligosaccharide catabolic process.
UUUCUGGUACGUCGAGACAUCAUGAUCAAGGCUUCGAUGAGCUCUGGGAAGGUGACUCUCUUCCACCAGGAUCCACGGAGUAGGGUCACCUACCGGGUCCCCGCACUGCUGUAUAUCCCCACAGACACGCUCCUGGCAUUCGCAGAGAAGCGCUCCUCUGCCAGGGACGAGGACGCUGAGUACCUGGUGCUGAGACGAGGUCGGAAAACAGGGACUUUGGUCAAGUGGGAGCCCAGUGAGCCCUUGAGGAGAGCAGUGUUACCGGGUCACCGCACGAUGAGCCCCUGCCCGGUGUACGAGCGGAAGAGUCAGACUGUCUUCCUGUUCUUCAUCUGUGUGAGGAAGCACGUCACAGAGCAAUGGCAGAUCUGGACCGGGCAGAAUGCCGCCCGGCUGUGCUACGUCCGAAGCAAAGACGCCGGCCAGACCUGGAGCUCGUUAACGGACUUGACGGAGCAGGUGAUUGGGGAAGACUUGAAGGACUGGGCCACGUUUUCGGUGGGGCCGGGGCACGGGGUGCAACUCAGCUCCGGGCGGCUGGUGAUCCCAGCUUACACCUACCACAUUACCGCUCGCUGCUGCCGCCUGCCACUGCCCUGCUGGACCCUGUCCCGGUCCUUGGUGUUUUAUAGUGACAAUGGCGGGCGGCACUGGCACAAGGGCGAGCUGAUUAAAGGCAUGAAGACGGGGGAGUGCCAGGUGGCCGAGGUGGUGUGCCAGGCCUGUCGCCCUGUGUUGUACUGCAAUGCCCGCACCCCCUGCCAGUCCCGGGCAACGGCAUUCAGCACAGACCAGGGUCUGACAUUCGAGAGCCCCUCCUCGUGUGAACAGCUGUGCGAGCCGCCUCACGGCUGCCAGGGCAGUGUGGUGAGCUUCACACCAACAACAGGGCUUCUGGAGGCGGAUGGCGUGGAAGAGCCAGACGCCCCAGCCUACGAGACGACCUGCCUGUUGAACGAUGAAAACGCCCCCUCCACCAUCCGCAGAAGCACCAUGUCAUGGCUGCUUUACUCCCACCCGAUGGAUAAACGCAAGCGGGUCGACCUGGGCAUCUACCUCAACCAGUCCCCAUUGAAUGAGGCCAAGUGGGAACACCCCUGGCUCCUGUACAAAGGGCCGUGUAGUUACUCGGACCUGGCCGUAUUACAGGAGGCGCCAGCGCCGCUCUUGUUUGGCUGCCUGUUUGAGUGCGGGGUGAAUUAUGCGUGUGAGGAGAUCGCCUUCCAGCUCUUCUGCUUUGAGGAUCUCCAGAAGGACAGAGUCUCCCGCCGCUCCUUGGAGAAGCAGCCCAAACCAAAGCUAAAAUGCAACUAG